GUCGUGGCACAGGAACACACCUUCACAACCUGAGAUCACCCCUCCUCUCUCUUUCUCAAAACUUCACCAACAAAACUCACUACAAAUUCUCCCUGCGAGAAUGGUUUCCUCUAAAGAGGACAAGUCAGGCGGCCUGAUCUACAACAUGAAACUAUCCUCGGUUGGACCGGGAAGAUAUACAGGACAAGACAUCGUUCAUGAGCCAAACGACAUGGACUUAGCAAUGAAGUUACACUACCUUAAAGGUGUAUAUUAUUUUCCAAGCCAAGCAUUUGAUGGUUUACCCAUCAGGAAAAUGAAGGAACCAGUGUUCACUUGGUUCAACCAUUUCUACAUAACUUGCGGCCGGUUUAGGAGAUCAGAAGAGUCUGGCCGGCCAGUCAUCAAAUGCAAUGACUGUGGUGCAAGGUUUAUUGAAGCCCAAUGUGAUAAGACCUUGGAUGAAUGGCUUGAGAUGAAGAAGCACGAUCCUGCUCUCGAGAAGCUUCUUGUUUCUGAUAAAAUUAUUGGUCCUGAGUUGGGAUUUUCUCCCCUUGUUUUCUUACAGUACACAAAAUUCAAAUGCGGAGGAAUGGCAGUUGGGUUGAGCUGGACCCAUGUUCUUGGCGAUGCAUUUUCAGCUGCAGAAUUCAUGAACAUGUUAGGAAGAAUCCUAGCGGGCGAUGAGCCCCAGAGGCUGCUCAACACAGCCCAAUCACUCAACAAGAAUCAAGAUCCUGGAAGCCCAAAAAGUAUGAUGGAGGAUCCACUUUCCGUGAAGCGUGUUGGCCCAGUUGCAGACAAAUGGAUAACUGUCAAUACCUGUAACAUGGAGACAUUCUCAUUCCAUGUCACCCCUACUGAAUUGAGCGAUAUUCAGUCAAGGAUAAGUGGGAAAUAUGGCCCUAAAAUUGCCCCUUUUGAGUCCCUUUGUGCUGUGAUUUGGAAGUGUGUAGCCAAAAUUAGGCAUGGAAAUGAACCAAAAGUUGUGACAAUUUGCAAGAAGGAUUCAAGAAACAAGGGAGAUGGAAGAUUGAGCAAUAGCCAAAUAAUUAGUGUAGUGAAAGCAGACUUUGCUAUUGCAAAAGCCAGCCAUGAAGAAUUGGCAGCAAUGAUCAAGAAUCAGGCGAUCGACGAGCGAAAAAAGAUCGAAGAAGUUAUGGAAAGGGAUCAAGGGUUGGCUGAUUUUGAGGUUUAUGGUGCAAAUUUGACCUUUGUGAAUUAUGAGGAUGCCAAUUUUCAUGGAUUUGAAUACAAUGGAACAAAACAAGUUGGUGUUAGCUAUUGGAUUGAUGGAGUAGGUGAUGAAGGGGCUGUUUUGGUGCUGCCGGGGCCAAAUGAUGGUGGCUUUGGGAGGAUUGUGAGAGUGAUUUUGCCAGAGAAUGAGAUUGUGGAGUUGAGAAGGGAGUGGUCUAUUGCUUAAACCUGUUGAAUGCACUCUUCUAUCAAACUUUCUUUGGCCACCAAAAAAAAAAAGGAGUUUGAAGUACUAAUAAUUAUACUGUGUUGUGUUAAUUCUUGCAUUAAAGAACUCUUGGCUUUCAUGGCAUUGUAAAUAAGGAAAAUGUAAAGUUUGUGCUAGAAAAAAGGCACAAGGCCUGUAUAAUACUUUCCUUUCACUAGUUUGAAUUUAAUUGCGAAAGAUUAGCAGUUGUAUGUGCUUAAAAUGUAUUA
Messenger RNA from Coffea arabica (coffee), 1653 nucleotides. RefSeq names its product protein ECERIFERUM 26-like. The record is from RefSeq and is a predicted model, not a curated record. NCBI's taxonomy places the organism in Eukaryota, Viridiplantae, Streptophyta, Magnoliopsida, Gentianales, Rubiaceae. Gene Ontology annotation, molecular function: acyltransferase activity, transferring groups other than amino-acyl groups.